CCGUCACUCCCUUACUUGAAAGUUAGAAAGGAAGAGAGAAGAUGAUGGAGGUAGAGAAACAGCAGGACCACCGCGACGGCGGCGUAGUGCUGAUUGACCCGAAGCCGCAGAAAGGGCUGACCUCUCGCUUGAUCGACUUCGUGGAGAGUCUGAUCGUCAAGUGGAUGUACGAUACCUCCAAGCCUCAGCACUACCUUUCCGGUAAUUUUGGUCCGGUUUCUGACGAGACUCCUCCUGUUGCGAACCUCCCUGUUAAAGGCCACCUCCCUGAUUGCCUUAAUGGCGAGUUUGUUAGGGUGGGUCCUAACCCAAAGUUUUCUCCAGUGGCUGGAUAUCACUGGUUUGAUGGAGAUGGCAUGAUUCAUGGUCUGCGUAUCAAAGACGGAAAAGCGACAUAUGUCUCUCGUUAUGUAAGGACAUCGCGUCUUAGGCAGGAAGAGUUCUUUGGCAGGGCGAAAUUCAUGAAGAUUGGAGACCUCAAGGGGCUGUUUGGACUUAUCAUGGUUAACAUGCAAAUUUUAAGAGCCAAAUUGAAAGUAUUGGAUAUGUCGUAUGGAAAUGGCACAGGUAAUACGAAUCUCAUAUUUCACCAUGGAAAACUCUUAGCACUGCAGGAGGCAGAUAAACCUUAUGUUGUUAAAGUUAUGGAAGAUGGAGAUCUACAAACGCUUGGCAUGCUGGAUUACGACAAAAGAUUGCAACAUAACUUCACAGCUCAUCCGAAGAUUGAUCCAUUAACUGGAGAGAUGUUCACCUUUUGUUAUGCUCAUACACCACCAUAUAUUACAUAUCGAGUUAUUUCAAAGGAUGGUUUCAUGCAUGAUCCAGUGCCAAUAACAGUAUCAGAACCCAUCAUGAUGCAUGACUUUGCUAUUACGGAGAACUAUGCCAUUUUCCUGGAUCUUCCUCUGUGUUUUAAACCAAAGGAAAUGGUUAAAGAAAAGAAGCUGAUAUUCUCAUUUGAUGAAACAAAGAAAAGUCGUUUUGGUGUACUUCCACGUUAUGCAAAAGAUGAGCUCUUAAUCAGAUGGUUCGAGCUUCCAACUUGCUUCAUAUUCCAUAAUGCCAAUGCUUGGGAAGAGGGGGAUGAUGUUGUUUUGAUCACUUGCCGCAUCGAAAAGCCUGAUUUGGAUAUGGUCAGCGGGAAUAUCAAGGAGAAGCUUGAGAACUUUGGCAAUGAGCUGUAUGAAAUGAGAUUCAACAUGAAAACAGGUCUUGCUUCACAAAGGAAAUUAUCAGAAGGUUCUGUUGAUUUUCCAAGGGUGAAUGAAAACUACACUGGCAGGAAACAAAGAUAUGUGUAUGGAACCAUUUUGGACAACAUAGCAAAGGUCAAAGGAGUCAUUAAAUUCGAUCUGCAUGCCACACCAGAAGCAGGAAAAACAGAACUUGAAGUUGGAGGAAAUGUUAAAGGUAUCGUUGACCUAGGCCCUGGAAGAUUUGGUUCAGAGGCUGUUUUUGUACCUUGCGUGCCUGGCACGACAUCUGAAGAAGAUGAUGGAUACUUGAUAUUCUUCAUGCACGAUGAGGAGACCGGAAAAUCAUAUGUGAACGUGAUUGAUGCAAAAACAAUGUCAUCUGAUCCUGUUGCAGUUAUCGAAUUGCCUCAUAGGGUUCCAUACGGGUUCCAUGCAUUCUUUGUGACUGAGGAGCAACUUCAAGAACAAGGAAAGAUGUGAUGAGUGAUCUAAACUUUGAUGCAGGAGAGAUACGGGCCUCAUGUUGUCAACUCUUAUGUACAGAGAGUAUAUGUGAUGUCUUACCUCAACAGCUUAUUCUCCCACAAGUAUCAUAAUAUUACUGGGGACCUUUAUUUGUCAAUAUUAUUCUACCUCAACCUUAUAAUCUAUAUGUUACAUCUACAGUAUGUUCUAUGCUUUGUAUGUGACAGUGUCAUAAUAAACGCUGUACCUUUCUGCCUCUCAUUCUUAUCA
Molecule: messenger RNA, 1934 nt
Organism: Tripterygium wilfordii
Lineage: Eukaryota; Viridiplantae; Streptophyta; Magnoliopsida; Celastrales; Celastraceae
Product: carotenoid 9,10(9',10')-cleavage dioxygenase 1
Exons: 14
Coding region: 42-1679 (545 amino acids)
Biological process (GO): carotene catabolic process
Cellular component (GO): chloroplast stroma
Molecular function (GO): carotenoid dioxygenase activity
Source: RefSeq, a predicted model, not a curated record